This is a messenger RNA of Cucurbita maxima (winter squash), 1983 nucleotides long. RefSeq names its product exocyst complex component EXO70H1-like. Gene Ontology annotation, biological process: exocytosis. Gene Ontology annotation, cellular component: exocyst. Bases 112 to 1983 code for a protein of 623 amino acids. The transcript has a single exon. The record is from RefSeq and is a predicted model, not a curated record. Lineage: Eukaryota; Viridiplantae; Streptophyta; Magnoliopsida; Cucurbitales; Cucurbitaceae. Gene Ontology annotation, molecular function: phosphatidylinositol-4,5-bisphosphate binding.
CAGAAAAUCUCUCGAAUUACCCACUUCUACAGACUCAAUUGAUUUCAUUUCAUUUCUGAAUUAUUAUUAUUAUUAUCGAUUUUGUAUUGUUUGAAUUCAUACUUACCCAUCAUGACGCGAAAGGGAAUGAGGAUUGUGUUAUUCAGACCUCCACCUUUUUCUUCUGCACCGAGAACGCCGUCGCCUCACACGUCUAGCCCACCUUUACCGGAUUCAAUCUUGGAGGAGAAUCUUGAGGUUGCAAAAUCGUUUCUGGCCAGGUGGGGACCUGAUUCCACCACUGCUGUUUCUCUGUUUCAAGGGGACGACCGUGAUGAAGCUCGGCAGUUUAUCGAAGUGGUUAAGAAUUUGCAUGCUGCUAUGCAGUGCCAUGCUUCUCAGGAUUCAUCUUCGGAUAAGCUCGUGCGUGCUCAUGAUUUGAUGAGUACUGCCAUGGAGAGGCUUCAGAAGGAGUUUUCCCAGAUUUUGUCGGUUAAUCGUGAGUAUUUGCAUCCGGAAUCGGUUUCUAGAGUCCAAUCGCCGAUGACGAUAUCGGCCAGAUCGAGUGUUUCUGAUUUUGAACUGAAGACAGAAGAUGAGUUCGGAAUUGCUAACGAAUCUAUUUCUGAGGUUGAGCGAGUUUCUAUGUUGGCCAUGGCGGAUUUGAAAGCAAUUGCGGACUGUAUGAUAUCCACCGGCUAUGGAAAAGAAUGUGUCAAGAUUUAUAAAACUGUGAGGAAAUCGGUCAUAGGCGAGAGUCUCUACAAUCUAGGGAUUGAGAAAUUGAGUUUUUCGAAAGUUCAGAAGAUGGAUUGGGAUGUUCUAGAGAUCAAAAUAAAAAGCUGGUUUAAAGGCGUGAAAACCGCAUUGAAGUCUCUGUUCAAAGGAGAGAAAAUCCUUUGCGAUCAUGUUUUCUCGGCUUCCCUUCCCAUCAGAGAAUCGUGCUUCGCUCAAAUUUCUAAAGCCGGUGCAACGAUUCUGUUUGGAUUCCCAGAAUUAGUUGCCAAAUACAAAAAAUCUCCGGAGAAAAUUUUCAUUACACUAGACCUAUACGAAGCCAUAGCCGACCUCUCGACGGAGAUCAAUUACAUUUUCUCAUCCACAGCAUCAUCCAAUGUGCAAUCACAAGUCGUCAGUUCACAAAUCAAACUCGGAGAAAACAUUGGCACAUUAAUCACUGACUUCGAAACGUCUAUUCAGAAAGAAUCAUCGAAAAAACCGGUUCCUAGAGGCGGAGUUCAUCCGCUCACUAGGUACGUGAUGAACUAUAUUUCGUUCCUCUCCGAUUACAGGGGAAUACUCAACGACAUUUUAGCCGAUUGGCCUCUACCAACAAAAUUACCAAUGCCAGAAUCAUACUACGGAACGUCUAAGGAAGAAGAUAGUCCGAUUACCUUACAUUUCGCUUGGCUGAUUCUUGUCCUCCUAUGUAAACUCGACGGCAAAGGCGAGCAUUACAACAACGUCGCUCUCUCCUACUUGUUCUCGGCCAACAAUCUCCAAUACAUCGUCAACAAAGUUCGCACCUCAAAUCUGCGAUUCGUCCUCGGCGGCGACUGGAUUGAGAAGCACGAAUCGAAGAUCAAACUGUAUUCCUCCAAGUACAGGCGCAUUGGAUGGAGUGAAGUGUUCUCGACGCUGCCGGCGGACGUAAAAGCGGAAAUCUCACCGGAGGAAGCAAGAGAAUCAUUCAGAAAUUUCGACAGAGCUUUUAAAGAAACUUGCAGAAAACAGACCUCCUGGAUAGUGCCCGAUCAGACGCUCCGUGAUGAAAUAAAAAUCUCGGUGGCAAAGGAACUUGGAGCUUUAUACGGCGAGUUUUACGCGGAGAACCGGGUUCGUACUGGGCGGGUUUCUGAGUCGGAUCCGGUAGUCCGAUUAUCCCCUGAUGACUUGGGUAAUUAUUUAUCGGAUCUGUUUUACGGGUCUGGAUCCGGAAGUGAAGGGAGCGUGUCCUCGUCUACUCCAUCCUCUCACUCCUCUCCGUUUUCUGCCGUUUUCUAG